GGGAGAUGUGAGUUGUACUCCACCUUAGGCAUGAAGGUGAUCUUGGGCCAGUUAUUUUCUCUCAGCUUUAAGAAGGAGGUGAUGGCCACCACUUCUGAAAAACAUGCAGGGACCUGUCCAGGCAGUCUCCAAAAAUCUUAACACAAUUGAACAAAAGGGGGAAAAUCUACAUAAAAUCAAUAUCAGUAUGUUUUUCUUGUUAGUAUUCAUUAUAUGGCAGGCAGAAGAGCAUUUUAACAACCUGCAGAUGGAAUCGGAAGCUAAAGAAGGAGAUGAAGAGAGCCUGCAAACAGCUUUCAAAAAGUUGAGAGUGGAUCCAACUGGAUCUUCUGUUAGUGAAGGAACAGGAUUACGAACUCCAGGCAGAGCAACUAUUGAUGGAGGCUGGCAUCAAAUUGUCUGUUCAAGAGAGAUUUGGCACAGAAGUGCACGGAAAACCUUGAAAGGGACAACAAGACCACAAAGACGCAGGCGUUCCAAAUCUCCUGUUCUUCAUCCCCCAAAGUUUACAUACUGCAGCAUGAAAGCAUCUUCUGUAAAUAACCAACUGAAACACAAAAGUCAGAUUGAUGCUCCAAAGAAUAAAAUCAGUCCAGAUCCUAGAGUUUCAGAAGACCUGUACCUAAACGGAAAGAGGUGCCCACUUGUAGACAGCAGCAACUGCAGAAAAAGCAGAGCGGGACAUCAGAAAACAUGUACUGGUGAGCAGCCUUCCAAGAAUUUAGGAAGGAAAUGCCAUACUUUUUCUUUGACCUUUGAAACCAGCCUGGAUCCUAGCCAGCCUUCAGAUUUCCAGUCUCUCUCCAAAAUGAGUUAUGAGAAGCAGUGCCCAUACAUGGACAAAGAAUGGCAAGCAAUAGAAACAUAUUCCUUUUCUGGUUUGCGGAGUGUCUUAUCAGAGUGUGAAAAGGCAGUCCUGGAAGUGCGUUCACAAUCCUUACCAAAUCGAUCACCUUCUAGUACAGGUUCGUCUGGCUCUGCCCGGUCUUGUUCAGAGCAAGCUCGAGUCUUUGUGGAUGAUGUGACUAUUGAAGAUCUUUCUGGGUAUAUGGAAUAUUACUUAUAUAUUCCCAAGAAAAUGUCUCACAUGGCGGAGAUGAUGUACACUUGAGAUGAGAAUCAUGGGUUUGAAAUUCAGUGGUGGUAGUGAAUAUUUCCUCAGUGCUGUAGAUGGAAAUGUGUCCAUUGUCAAUGCUGCGUGUUUGAUCAAAUGUUUAUUUGCACCAUAUAAUGUAGUUUUUUAAAUAAAGUUUUAAAAGGUGAUGCCAUAUGUUUAAAGGUGCGUUGCAUUAAAUCAGAUGGUUUAAGAAUG
Messenger RNA from Pantherophis guttatus, 1312 nucleotides. Its product is annotated as oxidative stress-responsive serine-rich protein 1-like. Lineage: Eukaryota; Metazoa; Chordata; Lepidosauria; Squamata; Colubridae. Gene Ontology annotation, biological process: cellular response to hydrogen peroxide. The record is from RefSeq and is a predicted model, not a curated record.